AUGUCAGGAGAUCAGCAUGUUGAUCACUCCACUCAAGAGAACAGUGAUGAAGAUCGCGAUGAUGUAGUUGAUGCAAAGCCAGACAGAAGUAGCAGAUUCUCACUUAUUGGAAAAAAAAAGAAGAAUGGAGAAGAACAGCCAAAGCUCUCUCUCAGUAAUCAGUACCGAAUUGUUACACCCACAUUCCAGUAUAAUAUGGACUACAAGAAAGUUGGCAAAUGUAUUAUUAUAAACAACAAAAAUUUUGAAGACAAAACAGGAAUGGGUACACGCAAUGGCACUGACAAAGAUGCUGGAGAUCUAGCUAAGAGCUUUAGAAGCUUAGGUUUUGAUGUUUACACAUACAAUGACCGAAGCCGUGGUGAUAUGGAAAAAUUACUGAAGCAAGCUGCCGAGGAGAAUCACAGCGAUGCCGCUUGUUUUGCCUGUAUCCUUCUAAGCCAUGGGGAAGAAGGUCUCAUCUAUGGCACUGAUGGACCCAUGGCUAUCAAGAGUUUGACUGCGCUGUUCAGAGGAGACAAGUGUAAAAGCCUUAUAGGCAAACCCAAAUUAUUUUUCAUUCAGGCAUGCAGAGGCUCUGAAUUUGAUGAAGGUAUACAAACUGACUCUGGACCUGCAAAUGACACUCUGGAAACAGAUGCCAAUCCAAGAUACAAAAUCCCAGUAGAAGCAGAUUUUCUGUUUGCAUAUUCCACUGUGCCAG
Molecule: messenger RNA, 703 nt
Organism: Antrostomus carolinensis (chuck-will's-widow)
Lineage: Eukaryota; Metazoa; Chordata; Aves; Caprimulgiformes; Caprimulgidae
Product: caspase-7
Exons: 5
Biological process (GO): positive regulation of neuron apoptotic process; proteolysis; execution phase of apoptosis
Cellular component (GO): cytoplasm
Molecular function (GO): cysteine-type endopeptidase activity
Source: RefSeq, a predicted model, not a curated record